Molecule: messenger RNA, 1605 nt
Organism: Perkinsus marinus ATCC 50983
Lineage: Eukaryota; Perkinsozoa; Perkinsida; Perkinsidae
Product: Mitogen-activated protein kinase organizer, putative
Exons: 15
Coding region: 1-1605 (534 amino acids)
Biological process (GO): mRNA splicing, via spliceosome
Cellular component (GO): catalytic step 2 spliceosome
Molecular function (GO): protein binding
Source: RefSeq, a predicted model, not a curated record
AUGAUGUUCGGCUUGUUGUCUCGUCGUGCCUUGGGCCCAGCACUCCUCCGUCCGCUGUAUCAGCGUGGCGUUAUGGCUGCUUCUGGCAAUACACUCAGGACUGCUAUUCCCACUGGGUGGUCCAACAAUGGUUUUCGAGGCUUUGCCAGCAUACCGCCAACUAAGCCGAUAAGCUCUCUAACACCGGUGAAUAACAACUCGAUUGAUACGGUCACGCAGAAGGUUUCGGCCACCGGACUGCUCCCCGCAUUUAAGUCCAAAAUAGCCGAAGUUACUAACAAAAGUGCUAUCUUUGAGAUUUCUGUUGGAGUGGUUUUGGCUCAGUACAAGCAGAUCUUCCUAAGCCUCAUGCGGAACAUCUUCCAAUCCUUCAGACCGCUGCUGAUCACCGUUAUUAUGGGUAACAUGCUCAAGAUGGCUGCAUUCUUGAUGCAAUUCCCCGUAUCGUUCUACUCAAUCUUCUUUUUCGAAGUAUUCUAUGGGAUGGCACAGUUGGCGAUCAGCUUCGUCUUCGUGUGUUUCUUCCACAACGGCAUGAGCCUCCAGACGCGAGCUCGACAACAACUGCUUAGAACGAUGAGCCGUAACUUGAGACGGUUCAAGCAUAUGAUCUACUUUCCAUUAGUGAGCUCUGUGGUUUUCAUGCCUUCAUUCUCAUUGGAACGGCGACUGAAGGGGCACACACAGGUCGUCACCAGCGUGCGGUAUAAUCACAAUGGGAGGUACUGCAUGAGCACUUCACAGGAUCGCUCUAUACGUCUAUGGAACCCGUCUAGCACCGCAUGCGAGCCCAUUAAAACGUACACUGGCCCACACAAUCGUGAUGUUAAUGACUGUUGUAUGACGGACGACAAUGCUAAGUUUGUCUCUGCUGGGGCCGACAAAUAUGUGUUCCUAUGGGAUGUGGCGACAGCAAAGAUUAUUCGAAGAUUUGCGCGACACCGUGGGCCGGUGAACUGUUGUGAUUUCGCGGGCCAAGAGCAGAACAUACUCUUGACAGGGAGCAAUGAUAAAACUGUAAUGUUGUGGGACUGGCGAGCAUUCACCAACAACAAGCCGCUACAGACAUUAACAGAAGCGUAUGAUUCUGUGCAGGCCAUCAAGGUCAUCAACGAGUACGAGGUACUCACUGGAAGUCUGGACGGCUGCCUUCGACGUUAUGACGUUCGCUAUGGUCGGCUCACGGUUGACGAAUUCGAUGGGCAGUCGAUCAGUUGUAUAUCAGCAAGCUCUGAUGCACGAUAUCUUCUACUCGGUAUGCUCGAUAGUGGCAUACGACUAGUGGAGACACAGAGUGGUCGGGUCGUUAAGAACUACAAGGGCAAGCAUGUCAAUCGAAGCUACAAAAUCUAUUGUACGUUUGACGGUUCCGAGAACCUUGUCCUCACUGGUUCGGAGGCAGGGAGUUUGGCGUGGUACGAUGUAGCCGACGACGAUUCAACUGGUUUUGUUACAGCACCAGCUAACAGCGGCGCAGUCCUAUGCGUACGGUCUUUCGAGUCGCAAGUGCUGGCCACCACACAAUCGGGUGAAAUACUGGUCUACCAUUCUGAUCCUCAACAGUCCACUGAGCUGGGCCCGGCGCAGGCAAACGUUUCUAAGUGA